UCCUGGUGCAUCUCCACCGGGAGAGAGGUUGGAAAAAAAAAACCGCCCAACUCUCAUUCAUUUCGGUGGGGAAGCGGUUGCUGCACGCACGGUGGCGAAAGAUGGCCUCACCAAGGACAGUAACCAUCGUGGCUCUAUCUUUCGCUCUGGGGUUAUUCUUCGUGUUCAUGGGGACCAUCAAGCUCACUCCGAGGCUCAGCAAAGACGCGUACAGUGAAAUGAAAAGAGCGUACAAGAGCUACGCCAAGGCCCUGCCCGGACUGAAAAAGAUUGGGAUCAGCUCGGUCCUGCUUCGUAAGAUCAUCGGCUCUCUGGAGGUCGGCUGCGGCGUGGUGCUCACCCUCGUCCCCGGCCGGCCGAAGGAUGUGGCCAACUUCUUGCUGCUGCUGGUCAUGCUGGCCGUCCUGUUCUUCCACCAGCUUGUAGGAGACCCACUGAAACGCUACGCCCACGCUCUAGUCUUCGGUAUUCUCCUGACCUGCCGACUGCUCAUUGCCCGCCAGAGCGAAGACCGGCCGGAGAGAGAGGACAGCAGAGAGGAACAGCACAUCAAUGACCAGGAAAAGAACAAGGUCAAGCAGUCAUAAGAUCCUCUUCUACUUCUUUUCCAAGCUACAACGAAGGGAACCUGGUGCGCCUCCAUGGAUUGUAGUAAUUAAAAUUUUGAAGGAGUCACUCCCAGAUAUAACACCCCUCAUCACACAUCUCGUGUCCCGUCCAGCCGGCAGACUGAUUUACUCUCACCUGCUCCUCUCUCUGCACUCUUAAUGUGAAACUGAGAACUCCUGACCCGUCCAUCCUCUACAUUACCUUGGGACAAUCAUACCUGUGGAAACUGUGAUGAGCUCGGCUCAUUGUCACAAUAGUCGACCCAUUUCUUCCCCAACUUCAGUCCAACACUGUGUUUUAAUGUGUUUGUGUUCUUUGUUUUCAAUCAAAUGUGAAUUUCAUUUGUUUCAAGUUGAUUUGAGAAUGCUGUUUUUUUUUUCCUGAAAGAAUCUUUAUAGCUUGUUUUUCUAAUUUGUUUUUAUACUGAAGAUGGGAGAGACUGGUAAUGUAUGAACUUCAAUAGUCCAAGCAUGUUUCAUUUGGUCUAGAGUACUGAACAUAAACCAAAAUGAGCACUUUGAAAGGCAUUUUGUACUAAUUAUCAACAAUUAUUACAUAUCCGUGUCUUAUUUUGGUGCAGUCUUACCAGCAGGCUAUUUUAGAAAGAAAGAAACUGAUAAAUUGUGAUACAUUUUUGCAGAAGUAUGCAUGAAAUCCCUCCUCCCUGGUAAAAUAAGCUGUAUAUCCCCUGUUUCCUUUCAGUUCAGUCACCACAGUGAAUUCGUUUAGCUGGAAAGGACAGCAGUUGCUGCCUCAGGUGUCUGCUGCAGACUUUGUGCAGCAGAACAUAACAAAAUCCAAAAAGUCUUUUUUGUCUGUUUAAAAUUUAGAAUUUUACCUUUUGUAAAUCACAGCUGAAGUCUUAAACCUAUUCACUGUCUCUUAAAGGUUUUGCUCAUCUGUUUGGUUUUAAUUUAAAUAAAAUAUGAAAAGCAUUCCUAUUACGUUUUUUUGUUCAGGGAUGAAAAUUCAGUUGAAAUUUCUGUCAGUUUUGAGAUUCACAGUAUUUCUGUAAAUGAUAUACUUGAAAUAAAGAAUCGGAGGUGAGACUGA
Acanthopagrus latus (yellowfin seabream) is the source of this 1662-nucleotide messenger RNA. It is a transcript of the gene tmem35, whose product is annotated as transmembrane protein 35. Gene Ontology annotation, biological process: chaperone-mediated protein complex assembly; positive regulation of protein localization to cell surface. The record is from RefSeq and is a predicted model, not a curated record. The transcript has 2 exons. Gene Ontology annotation, molecular function: acetylcholine receptor regulator activity. Gene Ontology annotation, cellular component: endoplasmic reticulum. NCBI's taxonomy places the organism in Eukaryota, Metazoa, Chordata, Actinopteri, Spariformes, Sparidae. The coding region runs from base 102 to 587 and encodes 161 amino acids.